UCAGGUUUACAUCACCCUGGCCGGAGUUGGAGCCCGGCGCUCGGCGCCCCCGAGACACUCGCAGCGGAAGCGGGCGGCUCCGCACGCGUCUGGCUGCUGGGGACCGAGGCCAGAGCUCCACCCGGAGCCGAGCUCAGCUACGGCGGAGCAGUGCGGGCCACCCGGGGGUGCCUCGCGACUCUGAGCUUGGCCGGCGCCGGGACCCCACCGCGCGCGAGGGCAAGAUGCGAGCCACUCCUCUGGCUGUUGCUAAGGGUGCUCUCUCCGGGAAGAAGCGGUUGGAGUUGGAGGAUGACCUAGACACUGAGUGUCCCAGCCGGAAACAAGCUCGAAGUGGGCCUCAGCCCAGGCUGCCCUCCCGCCCACUGCUCCUGAGCCCACCCCCUGCUCCCGUCCACACCCCUGCUGUGACCGUUGCCUCCAGGCUUGGACCCUAUGUUCUCCUGGAGCCUGAGGAUGGCAGCCGGAGCUACCGCGCCCUGCACUGCCCCACAGGCACGGAGUACAUCUGCAAGGUGUACCCGGCCUGCGAGGCCCUGGCGGUGCUGGAGCCCUACUCGCGGCUGCCCCGCCACGGCCACGUGGCCCGGCCGGCAGAGGUCCUGAGGGGCACGCAGCACCUCUACGCCUUCUUCCCGCGGCCGCAUGGGGACAUGCACAGCCUGGUGCGCCGCCGGCGUCGCCUCCCGGAGCCCGAGGCCGCGGCGCUCUUCCGCCAGAUGGCCACCGCCCUGGCGCACUGCCACCAGCACGGGCUCGUCCUGCGCGACCUCAAGCUGCGGCGCUUCGUCUUUACCGACCCGGAGAGAACGAAGCUGGCGCUGGAGAAUCUGGAGGACGCCUGUGUGCUGACUGGGCCUGAUGACUCCCUGUGGGACAAGCACGCAUGCCCAGCCUACGUGGGUCCCGAGAUCCUCAGUUCCCGGGCAUCCUACUCGGGCAAGGCAGCAGAUGUCUGGAGCCUGGGUGUGGCGCUCUUCACCAUGCUGGCCGGCCACUACCCCUUCCAGGACUCAGAGCCUGUCCUGCUCUUUGGCAAGAUCCGCCGUGGGGCCUUUGCCCUGCCCGAGGGUCUCUCAGUCCCUGCCCGCUGCCUGGUCCGCUGCCUUCUCCGAAGGGAGCCGACUGAGCGGCUCACGGCCUCGGGCAUCCUGUUGCACCCUUGGCUGCGGGAGAAUGUGAUCCCUACACCCUCCUCGAGAUCCCGCCUCUGCGAGGCUGACCAGGUGGUUCCCGAAGGGCCUGGGCUAGAGGAGGUGGAGGAGGAGGGAGAAAGAGAUGUGGGUCUCUAUGGCUAAUGCCACCCUACUGGACUCUCAGCCUCAGACUGCGAGUUAAGUCUGCAGUAUCUCCAUGCUCUCGCCUGCUUCUUUGAACUGAGCCAAACCUUAAGUGCCUUCUGGAAGGGAGAGAGUAAGAGGUUGUGUGGAGCGUGCUGGACACACACACCUGUGCGUGUGAGCUCAUGCCUCACCAAGUUGUCCUCGGGAGCUCACUGUGCUGGGAACACAGCAGUGAAUAACAGAGACAAAAGUCCUGCUCACGGAGUUGACAGCACUUUCCAUGCCCACAGGUCAGUGUCUACACAGAGCACCCACACUGCAGGUGUUGGCAUCCAUUCAUGCUGAUGCCAGGCACCUCUGACAUGGGACAGUCCCUUUCACAAACAACCCAGUUGCCUUUGAAUCUUGCACCUUUUCAGAGAAAGGGAAGCAUCCCUGUGCCAAAGGCUCCAGGCCUCUCCCCUGUAACUCGGGGCCCGAGAGCCCAGACCAUGCUGGGCAUUGUGCUCCCAGCGGCUCUGUCCUCAUGGUCAAGGGCUUCUCCAUCCGGCCUGAGCCAAGGUUUUGGGCUGGAAGAUCAAGAGGGCAAAUGGUGAGGCUGGUCCUUAUCUAACUCAAAGAGUGGUUCGGUGUGAGGGACCAGGCCUGUCCACUUCAGUGGCCCGCUCCUGACCUGAGCACCAGAGUUGGGGGCCAGAAUCAGGAAGGUUCUGUCCCCUGGCCUCCUGGAAAAGUCCAAGCCUUGUUCUGGGGACAUUUGGGAUCCAGGACCCUACAUCAACACUAAGGGUUUUGGAUGCCAUCAGUAUAUAUUUUUAUCUUGUGCCUAAUAAAGGAAUUAUGAAA
Messenger RNA from Hippopotamus amphibius kiboko, 2129 nucleotides. RefSeq names its product tribbles pseudokinase 3 (gene TRIB3). Lineage: Eukaryota; Metazoa; Chordata; Mammalia; Artiodactyla; Hippopotamidae. The transcript has 4 exons. The record is from RefSeq and is a predicted model, not a curated record. Gene Ontology annotation, biological process: positive regulation of proteasomal ubiquitin-dependent protein catabolic process; protein phosphorylation; regulation of MAP kinase activity. Bases 225 to 1298 code for a protein of 357 amino acids. Gene Ontology annotation, cellular component: nucleus. Gene Ontology annotation, molecular function: mitogen-activated protein kinase kinase binding; ATP binding; protein kinase activity.